Messenger RNA from Gregarina niphandrodes, 1368 nucleotides. RefSeq names its product aspartyl aminopeptidase. Gene Ontology annotation, biological process: proteolysis. Gene Ontology annotation, molecular function: zinc ion binding; aminopeptidase activity. Lineage: Eukaryota; Apicomplexa; Conoidasida; Eugregarinorida; Gregarinidae. The transcript has 2 exons. The record is from RefSeq and is a predicted model, not a curated record. Bases 1 to 1368 code for a protein of 455 amino acids.
AUGACAGUCAGAAAGCCCGCCGACGAGUUUGUGGAAUGGUUGAACAAGCAUAAUGGCAGCCCAUACUCUGCAGUGGCUGGAACAACUGAGAUGCUGGAAGCACACGGUAUCCAUGAAGAAGACGCGACGGAAACCUCCAUGAAGGGUUACAUGAUCCGUGAGAAAUCCGCUAUACUGGCAUGGAAGAGAAGUCCGGAUUUUGACAUGGCGACGGGGAACGUUAUUGUUUUUGCAUCACACACCGACUCCCCUUGUCUAAGGUCAAGACCGCACGGCGAUGUUAUCAAGGAGGAGGUGGCGCAAUUGGGGGUAACUACCUACGGUGGGGGGCUUUGGCACACCUGGUAUGACCGCCCUCUGGGCAUUUGUGGUCUGGUAUGUUACAGUGUGCCUCAGACGCUUGAAAAAUGUCGCGAAGAAGGGUCACUGAUAAAGCCCGAGAUGGCUGUGAUCCGGAGUCCGGACCCCAUCGGAAUCGUGCCUAAUCUUUGCAUUCAUCUGCAAAAUCGAGACGAGGCACAGUCGUUCAAACCUCAGACGGAAGAUACGCUUGUACCUAUAAUUUCCACUGGGCCUCUUGAAAACGGCCUGAAAGACUACAUUGCACAACAGGUUUGUGAACAACAGGUUUCUGCACAACAGGUUUGUGCCCAACAGGUUUCUGCCACAGUAUGCGGGUCGGAUAUACUGAGCUACGACCUCUGCUUGUACGAUACAGAACCCGCGCAGGUAUUCGGAGUCAGGAAGGACUUGAUUAGCGCGCAGGGAUUGGAUAAUAAGUCGUCGCUGUGGAGUACCUUUAACGCGUUCACGCGGAUCGAUAUAAGCAAAGCGAAAAAUCGCCUGGUUAUUUGCGUUGGUUUUGAUAAUGAAGAGGUUGGAAGCAACUCUAUCGUUGGCGCAGCUAGCAAUUUGCUGCCAAAAGCGUUGGGUCGUCUGUGUCCCACGACGCCCAUCGAUAGUAACUGCGUUAUUUUCAGCUGUGAUGCCGCUCACGCCGUCCACCCGAAUUAUCCUGGGAAGCACCAAGCUCUGCACAAACCCAAAAUGAACGCUGGAGUAGUAGCGAAAAUUAAUGUGAAUGAACGAUAUGCUACAACACCGAAAGCGAUCGCCAAUCUUCGGUCGUUGAGGCUUGUGGGCGAUGACGAGCUGCAAGAGUUUAUUGUGCGGAACGACACUCCAUGCGGUUCCACUAUCGGCCCCAUCUUGGCUACUGCAUUGGGAUGUCAAACUAUUGAUAUUGGUAUCCCUAUUUUGGCGAUGCACUCUGUCCGAGAAGUGUGCGGAGUCCAAGACAUUGAAAGCAUGCUCCAGUUCUGUGAAAAAGCUGCUUACAAGUACCAUCCUGAGGGAUGGCUGCUUUGA